Molecule: messenger RNA, 444 nt
Organism: Peronospora matthiolae
Lineage: Eukaryota; Oomycota; Peronosporomycetes; Peronosporales; Peronosporaceae
Source: the annotation of a GenBank genome assembly
AUGUAUGUGACUCUCAAGAACUCACAGCAAGUGGUGGCGACAGCGGAUCUCGUGGAUGGACUCUACUGGCUUCGGACGACUCAACGAUCAGCGAAUGUGACAACAAGUGGAACCAGUUGUGCCGAUCUACAUGCGAGAAUGGGUCAUGCUCCAGUCGAUGUACUUCGCAAGAUGAUCGCGACCAACAUGAUCAAGGAUGUGCGAGUCCCUCUCAAGUCGGGUGGAGCAACUACAUGUCGAGGAUGUCAACAAGGGAAAAUGGUCAAAAACCAUUUCCAAGCAACCGAGACAAGCGCAGCUACGAUACGUUUGAGCUACUUCAUCUGGACAUCUGCGGGCCCAUGGAAAGGAUUCGCUCGGUGGCAGCAAAUAUUUGCUGCUGAUCAUCGACGAAGCCAGUGGAUGCAUGAAGGGCUUUUGUCUACGAGUGAAGUCCGAGAGUGA